UCUACAAGGGCGGAUCCAGAGGGGGGGGGGGGGGGUCCGGACUGUUUUUGUUCUUUCGAACAAAGAUAAAGUUACCCAAUUUUCCGGAAUCAAACAUACGUGUAUCCCUUUAGUUUUACAGUGAAGAUGUAAACAUCCGGUAUACUGUAAUUUGGCAGACGACGCGACGGUAACAACCUGCACACAUUUUUUUUUUUUUUUUAUCAGGGUCCAAUAUUAAUAGCAUAGGCAUCGCGCUUGGAAAAUAAUUUACAGAACUGCAUGAGUAUCUUCUGGUGAUUUAUUACAAAUUUUGUCCUACUUUAUCGCAUACACACUAUAAACAAAACUGCAGAGCAGAAAUAAUCAUUGGCAAAUUCAUUAACAUACAUACAAGAUGGCGUGUCACGAUUUUGAUAUCGACGAUAACUCAAUCCUUUCUAGAAUUGGUGACGUAGUAUUAUCGAUUAUCCAGCAAAUCAGUGACAACAAACCCCCUGUUUUGAGCCAUUUCAACAGAUCGACAUGGCAGAAUGUAUCCUAUGACGAAAACGUAGGCCUUUGCGUUAAUGAUGCCAUGAAGAUGACGUCAGUGCGUUUUGAUUCCAAGCAGUCCAUCAAGAAGUUUACGUUGAUGAUGAAGUUGUUGUCCAUGGUGUACGGUCUUAUUCAAACUGAUCGCUAUUGCACCAAAAGGGAUUUAUAUUACCAAGACACCGUGCUAUUUGGGAACCAAACAGCUCUGGACGAUGCUUUGGAAAACGUCUCGUGUAUGCUUCACGUGCCGCGGUGGCGUCUGCAUGUCCUGGCUACUUCAAAAGGGUGCAUAGCAGGAGACUUGUCGUUCCACGAUGUGGACGGAAAUUACAUAGACUGUAGCAAGACUAAGUCUGGGAUCCAAGUACCGAGUCGUAUCGAGGGCAUGCAACAUAUUCAGACUGAUGCCAGUUUUGUUUUAGUCGUGGAGAAAGAUGCGGUUUUCCAGCGGUUGCUGGACGAGGGGUUUUGUAAAACAAUGCGACCAUGUAUAAUUAUAACAGGAAAAGGUUUUCCAGACAUGAAUACUAGAAUGCUUUUGAACAGGUUGUGGAAAGAGUUUUCCCCACGAUUUUUUAUUCUUGUUGACGCUGAUCCCUAUGGGAUAGAAAUCAUGUCCGUUUAUAAAUAUGGGUCUCGUUCAUUGUCUUUUGAGGCCCCGAUGUUGACGGUGCCGGAUAUGGAGUGGAUGGGAGUUUUACCGAGCGAUAUUCAACGCCUGCGAUUGAGAAACGACAGCCUUAUAGAACUGAAGUCCUCAGACAGAAGUAAAAUACUUGACAUUUUGGCACGACCAUACGUCUUAAAAUCACAGCUUCUUUAUAAAGAACUCAAUGUUUUGUUAGAACUUGGUAAAAAGGCCGAAAUUGAAAGUCUUGAUUCCAUAUCAACGUCUUUCCUUGCAAACGUUUACCUUCCAACCAAGCUGAGAUACAGUUUUCAUUAGAAUACCGGGUAUUUUAUGGGCGUGACAAACUGAAACAUAAUGCAGGGAUCCAGUUACAUUUCUUGUCAGAUUCUUAAUCAGAACUGUUGUUUGUGUUAUUCGUUUUAGUCGAGGGUGAAGUUUCGAGUUUUAUUUACAUGAUAAAUAAACAUCUAUAUCUUC
This is a messenger RNA of Ostrea edulis (European flat oyster), 1624 nucleotides long. RefSeq names its product meiotic recombination protein SPO11-like. NCBI's taxonomy places the organism in Eukaryota, Metazoa, Mollusca, Bivalvia, Ostreida, Ostreidae. Gene Ontology annotation, molecular function: ATP binding; DNA topoisomerase type II (double strand cut, ATP-hydrolyzing) activity; DNA binding. The coding region runs from base 377 to 1462 and encodes 361 amino acids. Gene Ontology annotation, cellular component: nuclear chromosome. The record is from RefSeq and is a predicted model, not a curated record. The transcript has 2 exons. Gene Ontology annotation, biological process: reciprocal meiotic recombination; meiotic DNA double-strand break formation; meiotic DNA double-strand break processing.